AUGGACGCAGUAGAAUUAAAGUAAAAGAAAAAGGGAGGUAAAGAUAAGUCAGCUCUUUCUAAGCAAGGUUAGAGCACAGGUUUAUUAUCUCAUGUAAAUGAAAAUGUUAACAUGUUUUCACAAUUAUCAGCCAUGUUUUUAGCAAACAAGGCUGAGAAAUCAGACUAAGUAAAGAAGUUUUUAGAUAAGACAGAAGACAAACAAGUUUUUUAAUAGCAUUCUUACGAUCCUGAAAUAUAAUAAUGUCUAAGUCAAUUAAACAAAAAGAGUUAAAUUACAAAGCUAAAAGCUUUAAACACUCUCAAGGAACUUCUUUAGAAGUAACCUGAAGAGUUCUUUGAACAAUUCAUUUCUACAUGGACUUAUUUGUACAAGUAGUUUGUCAAUUCAGAAUAUGAUAGAAAAGUUUUUGAAGAAAGCAAUAAUGUUUUAAUUAUUAUCAUUUCUAAAAACCGUAAAUGUUUGCAAGCCUAGUUUAAGGAACUCUUUCCUUAUUGGUUUAUAUAAAUGAAUGAUCCAUCUGCUGAUGUCUCAUAAAUUGCUAAUCAAGCUUUCGACAAGAUGUUCCCUAAAGAAAAAUAGGCCUAAGCGUUUAAUUUAUGCAUGGAAAAGUACAUUCUUAACUUAAAAUAUUACCUCAGUAUAACGUAAAAGUAGAUUGAAAGCGAAAAUAAUAAUUUAAGUGAGCAUGAAUCAUAGGAAAUAUAUGAUAGAUUAGUUGUUUCCUCUCUUAAUUCUAUAGCAAGAGCAAUUUAGCUUAAUAAGGAUAGCAAAGAUCCAAAUAUUUUUAUUAGCUAAUUGGAAGAAGAACUAUUUGCACAGGGGAAAAAAAGCAUACUCAUAGAACUACUUUCUAAAAAGAGAAUUAAAGUGCGUGCAGCUGUUAUUGAAGUUUUAUAGGUUCUUAUGAACACCAUUUCAUAAGAAGUUUUAGAAUAAAAUAUUGAAGUUAUAGCAAAAAAUAUAAUGCCACUUAUUGAUGAUAAAGAAAGGUAAAUUUAGUAUUCUUUGUGGAAAGGAUGUCUUUUAACUGUUUUGGAUAAAGCUCCUGUUGCAAUAAUUGCUAAGUGUGACCUUAAAAUGAUUGAAGUCAAAUCACUUGAAGUUCUUAAAAAAGCUGCUUCAGGUAUCGGAAAGCAAUUUUACUAAAACAUCAUUAUCUUUUUAAGUAAACUACCUAUGGCUGCAUUCACUUCCAUUUUAAACAAAGAGAGUGUUUAAUAACAGAACAAGUUUAAUCCUGAAGAAUAUAUUAAGGAAAGAUUCUCAUUUAUCAAAAAGUUCUUUGAGUCUAUUCUUGCAGGUUUUACUCAUGACGAAAUUAAAUUUUUCGGAGAUUAGCUUGUUUAGUCAUACUUUGAAUGUAUUUAUUUCAUUGUUCUCAAAAGAAUUUCUGUUGUUUUAGAUAAAGAAGAAGUAAAAUCCCUUAAAAAUGUUUAGAAAUAAGCUCGUAACUUAAUAAGAGAUUUGAUUUGCAAUAUAUUAAAUAUCUAUUUAGAAUAAAAUAUUGCUGAUAAUGUAAUGAAUCCCUAUAAAUAAAUCCCUAACUCAUUGGGUUAACUAAUUAACAAUUUCAACACUGAAUCAAUCAAUUCUAACGAAACAGAUCUUUUUGAUGAAUUUGUUUAUGAGUUUUCAUCUAUUUUUAGUAAGACAGCUAAGAAAGACACUACUAAAUACAAUAAUUACAUACUUUUAUUAUAGAGCAUUGCAAAUUUAGUCAACAAGAAUAGUGUUUUGUUUAAUAAAUUAGAUUCAGCUGUUCAAAAGAUGCAUGAAGAUCUCCUUAAUGAUCUAAAAGGUCAAAUUCAACCUUUAAUGAAUGAUUCUCAUAUUGAAAAAAUUCUGCCUAUUUGCACUUAAUACAAGCUAUAUGCAAAUUUAUUCAAUUCCAGCUAAUAAAAAUCCCAAAAAAAGCAAGAAUAAGAAUAAGAAGAAGAAUAAAAAUCACCCGAAAUAUAAUUAGGAGUUUUCUCAAACUUAGUUACUUAACAAACAGUAGCUUCUUUAGAAACAAUUAAUUUUUCAGUUUAAUCAAUUAUUUAAAAUAUUAAAACAAUAACAAAUCCUACUUCUCUUGAAAAGUUUACAACUUUUAUUUCUUAAAUUUAUUAUUCUUGGUCUGAAUCACUAGAUGAGCAACAUCCUUAAUAUAGCUCAUUUUAGCAAAUCCUAAAAGAUAUUUAGAAUCACAUUAAAAUGUUGAAUCAAGUAGAUCCUAAAGCCCUCCUUCACUUAUAAUUUAUACUUCAUUUUGCUCUUCCUGAAACAAGUCCUACUUACUUCUCCUAAUUUUGCACUCAUGUAAAUAAAAUAAAACCAAUAGACGACAUAUUGAUACUAAGGAAUCUUAGCGCCUUGGAGUCUGCUUAAUCUCAAAAAAAUAGAGUUCACAUGUGCACACGCCUAUAAAAUAACCAAGAAUAUUAGACCCUUGCUUUUGGAAUUUUAUCUCAUAUUUUUGGAAAAAUGGAUAGAUAUUUAGGUGUUAGUUUACCUUUAUUAGUUAUCAUUUUUAAAAAUUACUUAAACAGAGAUAAUAAAAUUAAGUUGAUUAGCUAGAUUUAAGCCAACAUUUCCAAGAAGAGAGAAUCAAUCUUUAAUGGAGAAAUCUAAGAAAAAAAUACAAGCAGAGUAAUUGAUGAGCUUGAGCUAAAUUACUUAUUUUGCAUAUAAAUUUACAAAGACCUCCCAAAAGUGAUAGAUCAAAACUUUGAUCAUUUACAAUUUUUUAAUGAUUUCUUUAAAUUUAUUUAUUUCUGCUUUGAAAAGAAAUUAAAAUCUCGUAUUCAAUAAGCAUUUAAGAUAUUUAAAUACCUCAUAAAUGACUAAGCUGCAUUAACUAGGAUUAUAGAGAAUGCUACAUGCAUUUUUAAAUUUGAGCUGAAUACUAUCUUUAUUGAUAAAAAAUAAACCAAAUUCGAUACUCUUCUUAAGUUGAUAGUAGACACCUUCAGCUUCUUGAAAAGCCAUAAAAAGAAAGACGAAAUACUUUAACUCACUUCAACAAUCCUCGAGCCUCAAUAUUUUGAAAAUAUAAUAUUCGAACAAAGAAAUUGGAGAUUAUUAGAAGCUCUGUUCGAGUAAAUUACUGUAUCUAUUGACUUUAAUGCUUACAUUUAGAAACUAUUUGUCUCUUAAAAUGGAUUCUGGUUGAUUUCAAAUUUGAUUAGCAGUUAACAGAUAUUUGCUAUACUUAAUUCAAUUCAACUUAAAAAAUAUUUUAAGGACUUGGCAAAUAAUUUUAUCAAACCCCUCAUUCAUAAAUAAAUUGAAGAAGAGUUUGAAACAGCCCUCCAAUUCUUAAACUAUAUGAUGAAAUUGGCUAUAGAAAAGAGUUUAAUUUAUGGUAACUCAUUGAAGGCUUGCUUAAAAUAAAUCAUGAUUGAUGGAAUAGAGACUCAUAAACAAUAACAAAUAUUCAAUGAUAUAGUCAAAACAAAAUUAGAUUAACUUUUUGUAUUGGAAAAUAUUGAUCUGAUGGUUCGUGAAGGUAUUUUGAUCAAAAAUUUACUACCCCUAUUUUAAGAAUAGCUUGAAAAAGAUUCAGGUAGCAUCGAAGAUUUGUUACGUAAAAAGGUUAGCGAAGUUUGUAGAAUGAAUGCCUAAGAACUUACUGAUAACCAUAAGUUAUCCUCUUUAAUAUCUUUAGAUAUUUUGAUGGCUUCUUUCUACAAUGAUUUCUACACAACUGAAGGAUAAUAAAUUUAGCUUACAGAGUAUAUGCUAACUAAUUUCGAAAAAUUUGACUCUUAUAACAACUAUUAGAAUUAUUAUACAAGUGUAUUUUUCACUUUCAUUAAUGUUGUUAUAGAAAAAAUUGGAAUUGAGCCUUUUUCAACUAAUCUUAUUGCAAUAGAGAAUCAUUUCCGUAAAUCGAUUGAAUAUAAUGCUAAACCUAGAAAAUUAAGCUCUAAUGCCUUGAUUUCUCUCUUGGUAUUUUUGCGUAAAAUUGUCAACAUCAUUGAAGGAUUCAGUUCAGAUUUCAAAGAGUUUGUUAUCCAAAAUAUUAUGGACACAUGCUUAAUUAAACUGACUGAAUUUGAAUAAGACUAAAGCUAAAGGAAUAACAUAGAUAAUAAUUUGAUUAUAGAUGAAUCUAAUGAUGUUGUGAUUAUUGAAUUUGCAGAAACAAUAAGCAGAUUUGUCACAAUAUUAAAUGAAUAUUUUGAUGAAAACUUAUCAUAUGAGUUACUCAACUGUAGAUAUCCUUCUAUAUAAAAGAGUAGUUUCAUACUAUUAAAACAAUUCUAUCAAGCUUUCUCACCAAAGGUAGAUCUUACAUUAAAGUGCUAAGCCUCGGAUGAAGAUUUUGAAGAUAAGCUAUUGCAAAACAUUUAUGAUUAAAAAAUGAAUGUUGAAAAUCUGUUAAAAUAUUUAGAUGUUACAAAUGUUAUCCUUACUGAAGAAGAAAAGCAAAAGCAUAUUGCUUAAAUUAAGAAAUAAUAAGGUAUAUAGAGUGAUGAUGAAGUUGAAUUGUAAAAAGAAGAGAAAAAAACAAAUCAAGAUAACAAUUCCACAAAUCCCUAGAGCGAAGAAACAGAUAAUAUUAAUUAUUUAAAUCCUUUUGAAGAAAAAGAAGGUAAAGAUGCUGAUGAGGAUGAUGAAGAUGAAAGUGAAAAUUAAGACAUUAUAGACCCUAAGACUUAUGGUCAUUUGCUAACUUGGAUAUCCUUUGUUAACAAGCUUAACUCCCCUGAAACAGACGAAAACCAUGAAUUAGUUAAAAAAGCUUUAAAAAUCUACCUAGAUGAAAAUAAGUUCAUUUACAAGAACUUUUUAACUGUCUUAUUCUAAUGGAUUGAAUAUUUAGAAAUCCCCGAAUCUUAAUAUAAAGAUACCAUUAGCAUUGAAGAUGUUUAGAAUGUAAAUCCUGAAUGGUCUGAUUUCUUGUCCAAAGAAAGCUUGUUUUAACUAUUGGUCUAAUCUUUAUAUAUUUUCUCAUCUAAAUUCCCCUUCUUUUUACGUAACUGGUUGGAAAAUACAGCAGAAAAAAGAUUCAUUAAGGUUGCUGAAAGCUUAAUCAAGAGCUUUAUCAGCAAUGCUCUUUACUUGAAAGAAGUAGAAACCAUUGAAUUAAGUUAGAUUGAAUGGUAGUCUGAAGAAUUUAAUAUUUAUGUUCUGAAAAAAACGAGAGAAAUAAAUGCAAUAUACAUGAAAGAGAACUAAAAAUUAGAAAUUAAUUUGAAGAUACCUUUAGAAUAUCCUAUAAAACACAUUUAAACAGAAGUUAAAAGAGGCAUGAAAGUUAAUUUGCAAAAAACUAAUAAAUGGAUGUUAAUGAUGAAGUCAUUACUAUUUAAUUAGAACAAUACAAUUAAAAAUGCUCUUUUAAUGUGGAAAGAUAAUUUAGAUAAAGAGUUAGAAGGACUUGAAGAAUGCGCUAUUUGCUACUACGUCAUUAACUCUACUUCAGGUGAAUUACCUAAAUUGCCUUGUAAAACUUGUAAGAAGAAAUUCCACUCUUCCUGUAUCCACAAGUGGUUUAAGAGUUCUAAUAAGAGUGAAUGUCCUCUAUGCAAAUCUCAAUUUUUGUGA
Molecule: messenger RNA, 5538 nt
Organism: Tetrahymena thermophila SB210
Lineage: Eukaryota; Ciliophora; Oligohymenophorea; Hymenostomatida; Tetrahymenidae
Product: RING Zn-finger protein, putative
Exons: 7
Biological process (GO): ribosome-associated ubiquitin-dependent protein catabolic process; rescue of stalled cytosolic ribosome
Cellular component (GO): RQC complex; cytosol
Molecular function (GO): zinc ion binding; ubiquitin protein ligase activity; ribosomal large subunit binding
Source: RefSeq, a predicted model, not a curated record